Spirodela intermedia is the source of this 2447-nucleotide messenger RNA. The record is from the annotation of a GenBank genome assembly. Lineage: Eukaryota; Viridiplantae; Streptophyta; Magnoliopsida; Alismatales; Araceae.
AUGGGGAGCGAGACCAAGGGGAUGCUGGAGAUCCAGAAGGAUAAAAUGACUGAGAUCAAGUUCACCAAGCUCUUCAUCAACGGCGAAUUCGUCGACGCCGUCUCCCGUAAAGCCCUCCCCCUCCACCCCCGCCGUCUCCGUUUCCUUCCCUGAGAAGAAGAAGAGAGAGGAUCGAUAAGAUGUCCGUGUGUUGUCCGCAGGGAAGACGUUCGAGACGACGGAGCCGCGAACAGGGGAGGUGCUGGCGAGUGUGGCGGAAGGCGACAAGGAGGACAUCGACCUGGCCGUAAAGGCCGCCCGUGAGGCCUUCGACCACGGCAAGUGGCCCCGCUUGCCCGGCUCGGUACUUUCCUCCUCCUCCUCCUCCUCGUAAUUCUAAUCUUCUUGGUAAUCGUCAUCGUCGUCUUCUUCCUUCACCUCCUCACCUCCUCCUCCCUUCCGAUGGGCUGGUUCUUCCUCCUCCGUCUAGCGGGUUCUUCUCCUUCUUCUUCUUCUUCUUCUUCUUCUUCUUCUUCUUCUUCUUCUUCUUCUUCUUCCUCUUCCACGAGGGAUGGGGCGAUGAAAUUCUCUGGGGGCUGAGCGCAGGAGAGGGGGAGGAUAAUGAGGCGGCUGGCGGAUCUGAUCGACGAGCACGCGGAGGAGCUGGCGGCCCUUGAAAGUAUGGAUGCCGGGAGGCUUUUCACCCUCGGCAAGAUCAUCGACAUCCCCGCGUGCUCCCGAAACCUGCGUUACUUCGCCGGCGCCGCCGACAAGAUCCACGGGCUUACGCUGAAGAUGUCCAGGGAGCUCCAGGGGCACACCUUGAAGGAGCCUAUCGGAGUUGUCGGCCACAUCAUUCCCUGGAACUUCCCCUCCACCAUGUUCUUCCUCAAGGUCAGCCCCGCCCUCGCCGCAGGCUGCACCAUGGUCGUCAAGCCCGCCGAGCAGGCCCCUCUCACGGCCCUCUUCUACGCCCACCUGGCCAAGCAGGUACCUUUGCUCUCUAUCCGAAACAACGAAAAAGCCGCUUUCUCACCUCCUCUCCGAUCUCAGGCCGGCAUCCCCGACGGCGUGCUUAACGUCGUCAAUGGCUUCGGAUCCACCGCCGGCGCCGCCCUCGCCUCUCACAUGGACGUCGACAAAGUGGCCUCUCUCUCUCUCUCUCUCUCUCUCUCUCUCUCUGUCUCUACAGUUGUGAGCAGUAGUCAGGAUGUGUGCCUCGGAUUUGGUGGACAGAUUAGCUUCACGGGGUCGACGGAGGUGGGGCGUCUGGUGAUGGAGGCGUCGGCGAAGAGCAACCUGAAACCGGUGACGCUAGAGAUGGGGGGGAAGUCGCCGCUGAUCAUCUUCGAUGACGCCGACGUGAACGUGGCGACGGAGCUGGCCAGGAUGGCCGUCUUCUACAACAAGGCAACGACGACCUCCCCUCCCUCUCUCUCUCUCUCUCUCUCUCCUUCCAGUUUGUCGGGAAGACCCGCCGCGGCUUACGGCAGCUGUCUGAAGUUGUAGGGGGAGAUCUGCGUGGCGGGGUCCCGCGUCUUCGUCCAGGAAGGAAUAUACGACGAGUUCGUGAGGGUCUCCCUCGAGAAGGCCAAGUCCUGGAAGGUCGGAGACCCCUUCGACCCCACCGUCAACCAAGGCCCUCAGGUAAUCUCUCUCUCUCUCUUUCUGCUCAGGAAGACCCACCUCCGCCAUGAUUGCCCCUUCUAAUGGCCGACCCUCUCGAGAGAGAUGAAACUACUGAAACUUUUUCCGGGGCUGGGCGAAGAAACUCGUCGUUCUAAUGGUGUCUGUCCUCUUGGCGGUGAAGGUGGACAAGGUGCAGUUUGACCGCGUCCUCUCGUACGUCGAGCACGGGAAGCGAGAGGGAGCCACGCUGCUGACCGGGGGGAAGCCCUGCGGCGAGAAGGGCUUCUACAUCGAGCCCACCAUCUUCGCGGACGUCAAGGUAGUCAACACCCGCAGGGGGGUUCGAAUGGGAGAGGAAAAGUCUCAACCCCAUCCUGAUGCCAAUCCUCUUCUUCCGCAGGACGAUAUGAUCAUUGCCAGAGAGGAGAUAUUCGGACCCGUCAUGUCUCUCAUGAAGUUCAAGUAAGUCACCGCUGAUCCUGACUUUCCACGUCGACUUUGUAUGCCGACCGUGGUUGACUUUCUGUUUCCGUGGGUUGCCUCCUCCAUGUAUGCAUCCAUCCAGGACGGUGGAGGAGGCGAUCGAGAGGGCGAACAAGACGAGGUACGGGCUGGCGGCGGGGAUCGUGACCAAGGACCUGAACACGGCCAACCGGGUGUCGAGGUCAGUCCGAGCUGGCACUGUCUGGAUCAACUGCUACUUCGCCUUCGACGCCGACGCCCCCUUCGGCGGGUACAAGAUGAGCGGCUUCGGCAAGGACGCGGGGAUGGCGGCGCUCGACGGCUACCUCAACACCAAGGCCGUCAUCACCCCCAUCUUCGACUCCCCCUGGCUCUGA